CUACUCUUUGAUAUGUAACCUGUAGUGUUUGCACUAUUUUCAUUACAAAUAUUGUUAUUUAUAUUUCGGAAAUCGUCCUCUAUUCUUUUGAACAUAUUACAGUUUGUUUUUUGUAUAAAAUUGCAGUAGUUAGUAUAAUUUACAUGUCGGUUUAUUUCGAAGUAUUCAGUAGGUUCAAGAAUGUAAUAAUAAUUUGGUUGUGAAAAGCUAGCGGCUAGCGAGUUGUUUUUUCACAUGUUUGAAAAAAAUAUAAUGUUUUAAUAAAUAAAAUGCGGUGUUACGUUCCGUCGUGCUAUAAUGACUCCAGAAAUAAACUUUCCAAAUCCCAAGGCAUUACAUUUCAUGUGUUUCCAACAGAACCCAAGCUACGAGCCGCCUGGAUGAAAGCUUUACACAUUGAAAACGGUUCACCGAAAGAUCGUAAAUUGGUGUGCUCAGAGCAUUUUAAGAUCGAGGAUAUAUAUGUUACCGCAAAUGGGUUACGGAGGUUGAGGAGUGGAGCUGUACCAAUUAAUACCUACGACCAUGAGAUUAUCGAAGAUAUAAAACUGAUGGUGUGCAGAGUGUGCCUUGGUAUGGAUUUGCAGUUGCUACCGAUAGCAAGGUACAGCUUGGAUGAGGCGUAUGACAGCAUAAUGGGAUGUGAUUUUCUCGUAAACAAUCUACCUCAGUACAUAUGUAAGGAGUGCGCGUUUCGUUUGAAGAACUGUUGGAGUUUCAAAAACAAGUGCCUGCGCGCUAGGAACAUUCUGGAUGACUUAUUUAGGAAUAACCAUAAUGUAACGUUAGAAUGUGUAAAAACUAUAGAUCGACAGGCAAACCAGUUGGCGUCGAAUUUAUCCACAAAAACUCUAGAUCCAGAUAGCGUUAUAUGUUUAGAAUACUCGGAAAGUGAAAAUGCACUAAAAGCUGAAGUCAGUUCGAACGGCGAAUUAAAUAUAUUCGAAAACCAAGAAGAUUUUAAUGAGCCAAUCGAUGUUAAUGAUGCGAAUAACGAAUUGGUUAAUGAUGAAAAUGCUAUCAUAAACGAUGCGUAUUCGUCAGAUGACAGUCUGCCACUGGAGCUGCAGAGGAGGAAGCGGAAGAAGGACAAGGCGAAGUCGGUGAAGAAAGUGAGGAAGAGAGAGGAGCCGAAGAUAGAUAGGCGCAGGAAGCCGUUUCUGAACAACGAUCUGAGCGAAACACUGUUUACCAUAACGGAUCUGACGGUGGAGGAGCAAGUGGCCGAGAUUCAGAAGAGGCAAGAGUCGGCGAACUAUAAGAAUGCGGUCUAUAAAUGUACGGCGUGUUUCAAGGGGUUUCUGGACGAAGACGCCUACAAUUGCCACGUCCUGAGGCAUACUAAUCAAUGCGGCGACCACCAGUGCAGUAUAUGUAAAACAUAUUUCAAACACCCGCACGCUCUGCGCAAACACAUAACGGCUCAUCAUACGCAGCGGUACAGUUGCAACCGGUGUCCGUACGUCACUACGCAUAGGCAAACAGCUAGGCUGCACGAGAGGUGGCAUAAAGGAACGAAAUACAAAUGUCCGCAUUGUCAAGACGAAUUUGUCAAGUUCACAACGUACAUGGGCCACAUACGGAUAAAGCAUCCGUCGGAUUUCGUGUGCGCACUCUGCGGGUACUCGUUCGUGAGCGAGAAAGGUAUCGAAUUGCACAAGAAGUUGAAGCAUCGCCUGGAGGAUGGUAAGAUACCGGACGACGGGCCGCUGUGCGAGCUAUGCAAUGUCCGUUUCCUGGAUCAGGCCGCGCACAAGAGGCACUUGAGCAUGUCCGCGCGGCAUCGCGACGACAACACAAAAGAAGACAGACGCAGAAAAGGCCGGCGAACGCGUGACGCAAAUGAUAAGAAAGACGACGGUAGCGAUGCGGACGAAAAGAAGAAAUCCUAUCCGAGCCAGCUCAGGAAGGCCGAGGGUCCUAUACCGUGUGAACAGUGUGGCUUACAACUGGAAGAUUCUAGAGCGUAUCACAGUCACUUCCGGCGGAUGCACCCGGACAAGAAUCGAACCAACUACCCGUCUAUGAAGUCGCCGUGUAUGUGCGAAGUUUGCGGACGCAUGUUCCAGAGCCAGGCGCUGCUGAAGGACCACCGCUGGGUGCACACGGGCGAGCGGCCGUUCGCGUGCGCGCUGUGCGGCAAGGCGUUCCGCAUGCGGCAGCGGCUCGUGGCGCACGCGCGCGUGCACAGCGCGCCGCGCGCCGCCUACGCGUGCGCGCUCUGCGGCAAGAGCUUCAGCACGCACAGCAACUGCCAGCGGCACAUGUUCAUACACACAGGCCUCCGCCCCUACAAAUGCGAGAUGUGCGGGAAGUCGUUCAAGCACGCGAGUGAGAAGCGCGCUCACAUCACUUACGUGCACCUCAAGAAGCCGUGGCCGAAGCGGAGCAGGGGAAAGAGGAGGGAGAAGGGUCCACCACAGAAUCCGGCCUCAAUGCCGAACGAAAUGGACGCAGGACAAGCGAUAUGGGCGCCGUGUGACCCGAAGUUAGCCGAAAUGAACUCCAUUAUAGACAAACCUAUGUAUUAUAAUUUAAAAAUGUGAUUUAUUAUACAUAAAAAUCGAUUAAUUUAUAAUCUAGAUCGAGCAAUAAUUUUGUAUUAAAAUGUAAUGUAAGAGCGAAAUUAAAUCAACCGUUAUUGGUAUGCAAAAAGGAUUUAUCAGUCAAUCGUUGUGGGGGAAGGGAGGGUGGAAAACAAUC
Molecule: messenger RNA, 2703 nt
Organism: Zerene cesonia (dogface butterfly)
Lineage: Eukaryota; Metazoa; Arthropoda; Insecta; Lepidoptera; Pieridae
Product: zinc finger protein 658-like
Exons: 15
Coding region: 270-2546 (758 amino acids)
Biological process (GO): regulation of transcription by RNA polymerase II
Cellular component (GO): nucleus
Molecular function (GO): DNA-binding transcription factor activity, RNA polymerase II-specific; zinc ion binding; RNA polymerase II transcription regulatory region sequence-specific DNA binding
Source: RefSeq, a predicted model, not a curated record